Messenger RNA from Scedosporium apiospermum, 1185 nucleotides. RefSeq lists its product as uncharacterized. Bases 1 to 1185 code for a protein of 394 amino acids. The transcript is spliced from 5 exons. The record is from RefSeq and is a predicted model, not a curated record. NCBI's taxonomy places the organism in Eukaryota, Fungi, Ascomycota, Sordariomycetes, Microascales, Microascaceae.
AUGGCGGGCUCUCCAAGAAACCUCCAGCCGAUCGUGCAUUUUGUCAUCAAUCUUCUCUUCGUCCUUGGCGAAGCGAGCGCCAUCGCUCGCAUAUGGACGAGGUUCGCCAUCCUAAAGAACUUUGGGUGGGAUGACUGGGCGAUGGUGAUCAUUGUGGUCGUCAAUGCCGGCCAGCAUGCGAUUCUCUAUCUCUUCAUCAGCGCUGGCGCCGGGCUGCCACAGGAAGAGGUUUUAGCCGAGGACCCCCGGGCAAUGAGUAGGAUGCUAAAGUAUCUUUUCGCGGAGGAGAUCUGGUAUCUCUUCCUCCAUUUCUGGAUCAAAAUGAGCUUCCUGUUAUUCUUCCUCCGCUUGUCCCGGUCCAAGAGAUUCCGAACGGGUGUAUACUGUGUGAUGGGCGCCAAUGUCUUCGUGACUGUCGGAACCUGGGCUCUGUAUUCGUUGCAGUGCAUCCCCAUCGAAGCCUACUGGUACCCCGAGCGGCAUCCAGAUGUGGUAUGCUUGCCCUUUAGCGUCUCUCUAUGGCUGCCUGCCACGGCGCUCAUCGUCGUCGAUUUUGCCAUCUUCAUUCUUCCCUUGAGCACCGUACUCUCGCUCCAACUAUCGGUAAAACGCCGCCUCCAGGUCUUAGCAGUCAUCACAACCGGUGGCUCCUCGGUUCUCGUCUCUUGUCUCCGGCUCAUCGUCAUCCACAGGUUCACUGUGACUGAUGAUUUCCUCUGGGAGGUCGGCAACAUCUGCAUCGUGUCGGCGGCGGAGAUGGAAGUUGCCAUAUUGGCGUCCAACAUGCCCGCCCUCCGCGCCCUGUGGAAGAAGUUCCGAGACGGCACGCUCGCCUCGACUGGCAAUUCGAAACAGACCCGACCGAGUGGAAACGAACUCACGGGGAACCAGGACUCGCGAAGUCAUCAGUUGACGAACCUCUUCACCAAGAAAUCCUACAGGGGCGCGGAGCGGCUUGGCGACGAUGAUAAGGUCGAAGAGAACAGCUCGACGCGCGAACUUACCAGGCGGACAUCCUCAGAUGCGGAACUGGGAAUGAGAAACGGCGGCUUUGGGUCGAAUAAGCAGGCAAUCUUGGUUACUAGAGAGUACAACGUUAGUGAAGAGGCGCAUGGCGGCAGUCAGCAAGACCAACUCGAUUGGAAUCACCGGAAGGUAGACAUACGCGUCGACCAGUGUCACUGA